Molecule: messenger RNA, 983 nt
Organism: Cuscuta epithymum
Lineage: Eukaryota; Viridiplantae; Streptophyta; Magnoliopsida; Solanales; Convolvulaceae
Source: the annotation of a GenBank genome assembly
GGGAGAACAGCCUCUCAGUCGUUCUGAAGUGUUUGGUUUCCCGCUCGUCUCAAGUUUUUUUGGUUUUUGCCGCGCCAUAAUAAUUAAACAAAAACCAAACCUCGAAAUGAAAUCGUUCAAAAGGUUCUUUCACUCAUCUACUGUGUAAAGUAGGAAGCUACAGACCUCCAAUACCGCGGUAGAGAGAUAUGCUGGGAAGAGUGAGAAGACCAUCGAUUAGCUCUUUGGAGCAAUUGGAGUUGGAGAGGCAACCUCCCAGGCUCACCAAAACAGAUUCCCUUUCAAUCUAUGAGACAACACUACUGAAGUUGAGAGAAGGCUCGAGGCGGUGUGAAAUAAGCUCUUGUUUAGAGGAUUUAGGUAGUGGAAGUAUGAGUCUUUCUUCCACGGAAAAUAGUUUUAGAGAGGAAGCUUCUGCACUUGAUAGCAAUUCUUCUUCUGGUGGUUCGGCCGAGGAUUCACCAAGACCACAACUAGCAACGAGGCAUUUUUCUCUUCCUUACUUAUUUCUAAGAUAUAGAAUCUUGCAUGGUACAGUAAGAUCACCUGAUAGGGAUGAUGGAAUGCACAGUGAUCAUUGUUAUUCCACUGAAAAUGCUUUAAUACCUCCCGUCUGUCCUGGCAAUCUCCAGAACAGCUCAUGACACGCACUUACAGCUGGAAUGAAAGUAUUGUACCGCGAUGCUAUUGUAUUAUGCAAAGAAUUAUUAUUGCAACAGAUCUUAAAGUCUGCUGCUUUAUUUUCAUGUAACUUGAUUUACAAUCAUAAUUCAUAAGUUGUCUAGCAGUGCAUAAGAAUGGCUUAAAGUCAUAUUUAUAUGUUUAUGGAUAAAGGCUUGUGACAUCAAAGUUGUAUCGUAAACCGAACAAAUGUACUAUAUCAACUCGAAAGGGAUGUGAGGAACUUGAGGUUGUUUAUUAUAAGUCCCUCUGCUACUCUGCAAGUAGUGACCAUUGAAGUUAGUGAAUGCACUUUUGGAUUU